This is a messenger RNA of Durotheca rogersii, 2076 nucleotides long. RefSeq names its product reptin. Gene Ontology annotation, cellular component: Swr1 complex; NuA4 histone acetyltransferase complex; Ino80 complex. Gene Ontology annotation, biological process: regulation of transcription by RNA polymerase II; chromatin remodeling; box C/D snoRNP assembly. The coding region runs from base 201 to 1649 and encodes 482 amino acids. The transcript has 3 exons. Gene Ontology annotation, molecular function: ATP binding; ATP hydrolysis activity; DNA helicase activity. The record is from RefSeq and is a predicted model, not a curated record. Lineage: Eukaryota; Fungi; Ascomycota; Sordariomycetes; Xylariales; Xylariaceae.
CACCAUCCAAAUUUGUAGAGCUGCCAUUUGUUUGACCUCUCCAAGCUCCAAAUCUGUCCCGGGAUCCAACCAUCCAGCCAGCCCAGCCAGCCAGUCAAACACCCCUCCUCCCCCCCAAUUCCGUGCGAUAGAGACGUCGGUAGAGAGAAUUCAGAGCUAUACAACGUUUCCCCCAGGGAAUUCGACCGACCCCUCUCACAAUGGCUGCUCCCGUCGUCACCGUCGGCGAGACCAAGGAGCUGCGCGGCCUGAACCUGAUCGCGGCGCAUUCGCACAUCCGCGGCCUCGGCGUAGAUCCGGACACGUUAGAGCCUCGCGCAGCGUCGCAAGGGCUCGUCGGCCAGGAGAAGGCGCGGAAGGCGGCGGCGGUCAUAUUAGAGAUGAUCAAGGUCGGCAAGAUUGCCGGGAGAGCGGUGUUGAUUGCCGGGCCACCAAGCACCGGCAAGACAGCCAUAGCGAUGGGCAUGGCGCAGUCGCUCGGCCCCGACGUACCCUUCACGACGCUCGCCUCGUCCGAGAUCUUCUCCCUCGACAUGUCCAAGACCGAAGCCCUGACGCAGGCGUUCCGAAAGUCGAUCGGCGUGCGCAUCAAGGAGGAAUCCGAGAUCAUGGAGGGCGAGGUGGUUGAGAUCCAGAUCGACCGCAGCGUGACGGGCGGCGCGAAGCAGGGCAAGCUCACCAUCAAGACUACCGACAUGGAGGCCGUGUACGAUAUGGGCACUAAGAUGAUCGAGGCCAUGACCAAGGAGCGCGUGAUGGCCGGCGACAUCAUCUCCAUCGACAAGGGCAGCGGCAGGAUCACCAAGCUCGGCCGCAGCUACGCCCGCAGCCGCGACUACGACGCGAUGGGCGUCGACACCAAGUUCCUGCAGUGCCCGGACGGCGAGCUGCAGAAGCGCAAGGAGGUCGUCCACACCGUCACCCUGCACGAGAUCGACGUGAUCAACUCGCGCACGCAGGGCUUCCUCGCCCUCUUCAGCGGCGACACGGGCGAGAUCCGCAGCGAGAUCCGCGACCAGAUCGACACCAAGGUGGGCGAGUGGAAGGAGGAGGGCAAGGCCGAGAUCGUGCCGGGCGUGCUCUUCAUCGACGAGGUGCACAUGCUCGACAUCGAGUGCUUCUCGUACGUCAACCGCGCGCUCGAGGUCGACCUCGCGCCCGUCGUCAUCAUGGCGAGCAACCGGGGCCACUCGCGCAUCCGGGGCACCGACUACCGCAGCCCGCACGGGCUGCCUCUCGACUUCCUCGACCGCGUCGUCAUCAUCCAGACCGCGCCGUACUCGGCCGACGAGAUCCGCCAGAUCCUCGCCAUCCGCGCCCAGGAGGAGGAGGUGGACGCGUCCGCCGACGCGCUCGCCCUGCUCACCAAGAUCGGCCAGGAGGCCGGCCUGCGCUACGCCAGCAACCUCAUCACCACCUCCCACCUCGCCAGCGCCAAGCGCCGCGCCCGCCAGGUCUCCGUCGACGACGUCCGCCGCUCCUUCAAGCUCUUCUACGACCCCGCCCGCUCCGUCGCCUUCGUCAACCAAUUCGAGAAGCGCCUCAUCGGCAACGACGGCGCCGUCGACUUCACCGUCUCCCCCAACGGGCUCGCCACUGCCACCGCCGCUCCCGCCGCCGCCGGUGGGGACGCGAUGGAGAUCAGCUGAGCGCGCGCCCUGGCGCGUAUAGAGAGAUGCGAUUGUAACCCUGCACGCGAGCAUGGGCUCGUUUUCUCGGAACCAACCCCCCUUUCGGAAGGGGGGGUCCAAAUGGCAGCGCACCGGCGUUUAGAUGGGAAUAUAUGUCGACCGCACCAAACCCCCUCCCCCACCAAAAAUGGCAAAGAUGGUCCAGGCUGGAUAGAUAGAUAGCAACCCCCCGCACUAGUUUAUGUCUGCGACCGCCGCUGCAGCUUCUUGUACUGGCGGAAUGGGUAACUGACGAGGUAUAAGUGGGAAGUAUUGUGGGAAAGGUAUACCGGCGUACGCGGAUCUCAAUACCAAAAUUUUAACGUUCUUUUUUUUUUCUUCUCCAUCCUCCUCCUCCGCUCCGAUAACCCCGUCUUCAGUGGUCAGCCUCAGGUAGAACGAAGUC